AUGUUGAGACAGACGGUCGUGUUGUUGGCGAUAGUCGGUGUCGCAUUAGCGGCGUUGUCAAUCGGACCUCUAGAACCGAAACCUGACAAAUAUAGCAAGCAACCCGGAUGUUAUAUUAAGGCACUGGACAAGGUAAUACCUUUCGGACAGGCGGCGCCAGAUAACAAAAGUUGUAUGGAGUACAGAUGUGGAGAGACUAUGAUCACAUAUGUCACCUGCGGCGCGGUGGCCACAUCUCCGCCGUGUAAGAUUGUGGAGGACAAGUCAAAACCCUACCCUGCAUGCUGUCCGAAAAUAAAGUGCUAG
Danaus chrysippus (African queen) is the source of this 306-nucleotide messenger RNA. NCBI's taxonomy places the organism in Eukaryota, Metazoa, Arthropoda, Insecta, Lepidoptera, Nymphalidae. The record is from the annotation of a GenBank genome assembly.